Molecule: messenger RNA, 779 nt
Organism: Drosophila subpulchrella
Lineage: Eukaryota; Metazoa; Arthropoda; Insecta; Diptera; Drosophilidae
Exons: 2
Coding region: 111-647 (178 amino acids)
Source: RefSeq, a predicted model, not a curated record
UCAAGGUAGACUUUUGCUGCUUGACGUGUUAUAUUUACACGUAAUAUUCAAUUUUUCAUUCAGUAAGACGACUAACUUAUAAAACGAAAUAGGUAUAUAAAGACUAAGACAUGAAGUUCUCCAGCUCAAUGCUGAUCUGUUUAUAUGGAUUGGUAAUAUGCGACUGGAUAUUGGCCGCUCCCCAACCUAAGUGCAAGCUAAACAAGACUAUUAAUCCUUCGGACUAUGAGCCCAUUGAUCUCAAUGAAGACCCCAUAAUUUCUGCUGAAGUGAAAGCAAUGGAAGAUCAAAUAGAGUUUGUCAAUUCGAUAGUACUUUGGCCGUUUAAGUUUCUCGGUAAUCAAAUAAGGGAGGAGUUGGAAAGACUGCGGGAUAAUAUGGCGGUACUUAGCGAAUUGGAACGUCGUAACCUUAAGAUCCUUAAGGAGAAGCAAGAGGAUGAUGAAGGCCAACUGAACACCUACGAGGACGAGGAGCCGAAAUCAUAUCGUCGCCUGAAGAACAACGCGAACACAACCCCUUUUGAGCCUUGGCUUAGUCUACAAUCCCCGGCUGAAAACCUUAUGCCAUUACAGGAACAUCAUAUCACUGUCAUCGAGAUUCACCACUUCAGACUGCGCAACCAAACUCUAAUCGCCAGCUACUAACUCAUAGAGAACCAACACCCUUCGAGCACAACGAUAUAUUUUUUUAUACAAUAUACACUAUUAACAUAAACAGCAUCUUUGACAUAUCUGGCUAAUGAAUUUGUUAACAGCCCAAGAAUAUAAUAUACGGUU